Molecule: messenger RNA, 3989 nt
Organism: Poecilia reticulata (guppy)
Lineage: Eukaryota; Metazoa; Chordata; Actinopteri; Cyprinodontiformes; Poeciliidae
Source: RefSeq, a predicted model, not a curated record
CGUAAAAUUAAGCUGCAGCAAUGUGUCGCCAGAACAGAUUCAACCCCAAAACCGCAACUUCCCUGAUCAUCGUGCACGGGGCGGCGGUGAUUCUACUUUGCAGCUGGUUUGUUCACUUUGGCCCCUGCAACUUCACUCCUGCAGGCCCAAAAGUUCACGUUUUGCUGCUGUCCUCGUGGAGGUCGGGUUCAUCCUUUCUGGGUCAGAUUUUCAGUCAGCACCCGUCUGUUUUCUACCUCUCAGAGCCCGCUUGGCACGUCUGGACCAAAAAGUGGACGUCUGGUGCGCAGGCUCACCGAAUAGCAGUGAGGGAUCUCUUAUUGCAUUUAUACCGCUGUGACUUUUCUGUGAUGAGUUCCUACCUUCCAGAGAAAUGCAGCGUGUCCUCCAUGUUCAUGUGGACUCACAGCCGGGCACUGUGCUCGCCGCCUGCUUGUCCCCUUACGGCCACCAAUGACACUCAGUGCCGCCAGAUAUGCCAUGCUCAGGACAUGAAGAAAGUGGAAAAAACCUGUCGCGGAUACUCUCAUCUCAUAAUUAAAGAAGUGCGAUUUUUUGAGCUGGAAUCCCUUUAUCCCCUUCUGCAAGACCCAAACUUGAACAUCCGCAUUGUUCAUCUUGUUCGAGACCCGCGGGCCGUGAUACGGUCGAGAGAGGGGUCAGCCAAAGCGUUGAGGAGGGACAAUGCCAUCAUUCUGGAGCACCGAAAGGUGCCAACGGCUGAGAACAACUACGAAGUGAUGCAGGAGAUCUGCAGAAGCCACAUACGCAUCAAUGAAAGGGCAAUCCUGAAGCCACCUCUGUUUCUGGAAGGCCGCUACAAAAGGAUUCGGUUUGAAGACGUGGCACGCAACCCGCUGAAGGAGAUGAACGACAUUUAUAAGUUUGUAGGCUUGAAGAUGACUAAACAAAUAGAGGAAUGGAUCUACAAGGUGACCCACGGAAAAGGGAAAGGCAGCAAGAAAGAGGCUUUCCAGAUCACCUCUAGGAAUGCCACUGAGGUGUCGCAGGCGUGGCGCACCGUGCUGCAACACAGCAAGGUCAAACGCAUUCAGGAGCUGUGCAAAGGGGCCAUGUUGCUGCUCGGCUACCGGACAGUUGACAGCGAAAAAGAGCAGAAGAGACUCGACAUAGAUCUGCUGGUUCCACUGGAGUUCAGAUGGGGGUCAAUGAAGAAGACAUGAACCUUGGAUUAUCACCAAAACUGCUCAGACACCCAAUGGGUCUUUAUACACCAAUCAUGUUUUUGCUAAAUUUCUGACAACUACAAACCUUCACGCAGUCAAAUUACCUGUCAUCUCAUUUGACUGAGUUCUUUAAGCCAGGAGUAUUGCAUGACAAGCUGAGGUUAUGUUGUUACGACAAACCCGUAGCAAAUGUACGGUGGAGCAAACUGUCUAGCCAUAAAAAAGGACUUUAUUGUGACAUAGGCUGAAAGUCAACAUCAACAGUGAUUCUGAUCAGUUUUUACUUCUUGAGCAAAGUCAACAAUACAAGGUGCACAUCGACAAAUGUAAAGUGUUUGUAAAAGUUCAAUAGUUUUUCUCAUUUCAAAUAGAAAACUUAAUAUAUAAGCAUUUAUAAAUAGAAUAGAAUAUUUAAAACCUAUUAUUUAUUGUAAUAUCAUGUAAACCAAAUGUUUUAAACAGAAAUGUAAGACUUUUGGAAAGCAUUUUUUAUGCACUCGAUAAUUUGGUUGGGGUUCCUUUUACAUCUGCAUCAUUGACUGUGGAAACUUUCGACUGGAUUGCCAGCAAUGUGGAUCCCGUGUCUCACAAACACUUUGUGAAUAGCCACUUGUCUCUCUUGGACAAAAAAGCUCCUUCCAGGUUGCCAUAAUAUUAUUUUGUGUCAACAUAUUUUCUCCAAUUCUUUAAUUUUAAAAGGCUUUUAAAGUUCUCGCAAUACACUGAAUCUUUGCAAAAUUACUGAAAUAUGAACCAGUUUUAAUGCUUGAGGCCAUUUUGAUGAAAAUAAUUUAAAAAAUAAAACCUAGAAACCCUAGAUUGUAUACGUUUAUCUGAUCACAUUUUAUGUUUUGUCAUUAAAAAGCUGUCACAAAAAUAUUUAUUUCUUAUCCUACACAUGGCACAAUAGUAAAGGCACACCUUAAUUUAUACAGCACAUGAAAAAUAUCUUCAACGGAAAGAAAAUAUUGAAUUUCCUUAUGAUGAAAUAAGGAAAUGAAUGCAAUAACAGUGUAUUCAAAGUAUGCAUGUUGAGUUUGGAGUCAAAGGUUGAAUAAGAAGUCAAAGGGACACAGAUUGCAACAUUUAGUUUGAAAUAAAAUUGUAAAACAUGACAGAAAACACUAUGGCAAGUGAAAAUUUAGCCAAAAUUGACAACCUGCCAGAAUUUUACAGAAUUAAACCUUUUCUUAGCCACAACAUUCAGCUGCACAAAAACCCAACUCAGAGUAUAACGUAUGACAACUAAACCUCCAACAGUAAAACAUUUAAUGUGGUGUAAAAGGACUAAAAACUCUAUCAAGGGCAUAAAAUUUACCAAAAUCUAAAUAGUUAAAUCUAAAUAACUAAAUAAUAUAAUUGAUAACUAAUAUGUAUCAUUAAGUAAGAGAAAAUAGCAUUUUCACUUUACUUCCUUAUUUCACAAUCAGCAUUUUUUUAAGGAUUCACAGAGGAGGGUUAAAGUCCAGGACUUACAGAUUUGUUGCAAAGCAAAAAGAAAAACAAUGAAACCACUCCAUGAAUUAAUAAACAAUUAAUAAAAAAAAAAUGCAAGAAAAAAAGUAAACAAAAUAUGCAAUAAUCAAAAAAUCACAAAUUUAAACUGUACCUAAAGGUAAUUUGGAACCAUUAUGAAAAAAAUUUAAUAUUUAAAACUUUUUGAUUGUUAUUUGCCUUUUGAAACCCCCAUAAAAACCCUUCACCAUAAAUAAUAGCGCACCAAAGAUCUGUUUUUGUCACUGGUAGAUUUUUUUAUGGAUACUUUUGCUCAUGAUGUCAAACAUCAAGUUACUAAUCACUUGAUGUUUUUAAAACAUCAUUAUUAGUCACUUUUGGCCAUUCUUCACUCACAGGUGCUACCAUAGCAGUAGCUAGUUGUGAUUAUUAAUUUGACUAUGAAUCUUGUUAGCCAUGAUUAUAAGAAUUAUGGGUUUUUAUGUGACUCUGAUUUCCAAACUUUUUGUCAUUUGGGCCAAAAUCAUCAAUUCAAAACUGCUGAGGGUCCAAAAGAAUAUAAAUAAAUAAAAGAAUACAGAAACAAAUUGUACAUUUCUUUUUACCUGCACACCUACAAACUAAGCAUGCAAUAUUUUAAUGUGCGUAAUAGAGGAAUGUCUUAAAUUGCCAUGGAUGCCACACAAAGUUAAUUAGUCCAAAGGCCACAAACAGCUCUAGGGUCACACUUUGGAAAACUUUUACCAGCAGGUGGCGCCAGAAUGUCAAUUAUUCAAUUACCAAUUUUAAAUACAGCAGAGCAGGUGCUGUCUGUCAUGAAAAUGUGUCGUUACAGAGAAAAAAUAUAUAUAAACAGGUUGAUGGUAUAGAACAAGAAUAAAGAUUAAAAUAAUUGUCGACAUGCAACAGUCACAGGCCAGAUCACGCAAAAUCUUAGUUAUAUUUUCCCAAGAUAAAUAAUUAAACAAAAUAAAAAAUUCUGUAGUGAUGAGCUAAGACCAUUAAUCUAGUAUUUUACAUCUUUUUAUAGAGUCUGCGGACUGUAAAUGCAGUUCUUAAUAUUUUCUUCAUCACAGAGUCUCUCCACCCUUUAAUGAGUUUUAAUAUCUCAGCCGCUGAGAUUUGCAUGCAUGACGCUUGAAAUAUGACAAAUAUUACAUCCAUCCUGUCCUGCUGCGACUGUAUAUAUGUUGAUACUUUUGUGCACACACAAAUGCUCCUUUUCUUUGGUAGAUUGAGAACAGAUCUGGUACAUGUUUUGGUUUGAAACAUGAUCUGCAGGGUUCCUUCCCAGAUAAUUUGCUUAUAUGAAAAUAAAGGGUAUUAUUAGGAUUUUUAGCUUACUGU